Phacochoerus africanus (Common warthog) is the source of this 1231-nucleotide messenger RNA. RefSeq names its product secretion associated Ras related GTPase 1B (gene SAR1B). The transcript is spliced from 7 exons. Bases 104 to 700 code for a protein of 198 amino acids. Lineage: Eukaryota; Metazoa; Chordata; Mammalia; Artiodactyla; Suidae. Gene Ontology annotation, cellular component: COPII vesicle coat; endoplasmic reticulum exit site. Gene Ontology annotation, biological process: vesicle organization; membrane organization; intracellular protein transport. The record is from RefSeq and is a predicted model, not a curated record. Gene Ontology annotation, molecular function: GTPase activity; GTP binding.
GUUCGGGCCGCGGCAGCCAUCGCGCUUGACACCGGAGUGCCGAGGGCCGACGCCGAGAAAGGAAUCGCGUUCUCUCCAGUCGCAGACCCUAUAAGAUUUGGCUAUGUCCUUCAUAUUUGACUGGAUUUACAGUGGUUUCAGCAGUGUGCUACAGUUUUUAGGAUUAUAUAAGAAAACUGGUAAACUGGUAUUUCUUGGAUUGGAUAAUGCGGGAAAAACAACAUUACUACACAUGCUAAAAGACGACAGACUGGGACAACAUGUCCCAACAUUACAUCCCACUUCAGAGGAACUAACCAUUGCUGGCAUGACCUUUACAACUUUUGAUCUGGGUGGACACGUUCAAGCUCGGAGAGUGUGGAAAAACUACCUUCCUGCUAUCAAUGGCAUUGUAUUUCUGGUGGAUUGUGCAGACCAUGAAAGGCUGUUAGAAUCAAAAGAAGAACUUGAUUCACUAAUGACAGAUGAAACUGUUGCUAACGUGCCUAUAUUGAUUCUUGGGAAUAAGAUUGACAGACCUGAAGCCAUCAGUGAAGAGAGGUUACGAGAGAUGUUUGGUUUAUAUGGUCAGACAACAGGAAAGGGCAGCGUGUCUCUGAAAGAACUCAACGCCCGGCCCUUGGAGGUGUUCAUGUGCAGCGUGCUUAAAAGACAAGGCUACGGAGAAGGCUUCCGCUGGAUGGCCCAGUACAUCGAUUAACCCCGGCCCUCGGGGGUCCAGGUCCCGCCGCUCAGGCCUCCUCAGAGGUGUGAUUCCUCGACAUGCAGAACUUGAAUGCAAUGGACUGUGGUUGGUUAGAAAACAGAGGUUUUUUUAGAUGAUUAUUACUAUUCUAUCAGCUUAAUUUGAGUGAGGAUUGAAACGGAUUCAAGUGAGUUUGACGAUCACAAUGUUAGCUUUCGAAUUCCAUAGAAAUAAUUCCUUUUUUACCGUUUAUAAUCUGACAUCGCCCCCCAGCACCAUUUUUAAAGAGCAACUUUCAAGACUACAUUUGAAGCACUUUUUAACAACACGAAACUACAAACAUGAACCAUAUUUAAAAAGCUCAUCAUGUUAAAUUUUUUAUGUACUUUUUUGGAACUAGUUUUUAAAUUUUAGAUUGUUAUGUCCACCUCUCUUAAGUGACCAGUUAAUAGCUUAUCCAUGAUUGCAUGAUGCCUUACCGUUUUCGAUAUUUUUUUUUCCUUAUGCAAACGUCAUGCAAUAAAACAAACCCUCAUGUGUGUGGCA